AUGAAUAUUGUGCAUAGAGACCUUAAGGCUGAAAAUUUAUUAUUAGACUCGAAUAAUGACAUUAAGCUAGCAGAUUUUGGAUUUAGUAAUACAUUUGCCGAAGGGCAACUUUUGUCAACUUGGUGUGGGUCUCCCGCUUAUGCUGCUCCUGAAUUGUUUGAAGGCCAAAAAUAUGAUGGUCCGAAAGCCGAUAUCUGGAGCUUGGGUGUUGUACUGUACGUUCUUGUUUGCGGUGCAUUACCGUUCGGUGGAAAAAAUUUACAAACUUUAAGGUCACAAGUCCUCUCUGGGAAAUUUCGAAUACCAUUCUUUAUGACUGGCGCUUGCGAAAAUUUGAUACGUCAUAUGCUUGUUACCGACGCGGAAAGACGUUAUAGCCUGCCACAAAUCAUUCAGCACGAAUGGAUGAAGCAGUCCGUUCAGCAAAGAUGUUUCGACCACGUUAGUGCCAUAUAUCAUCUUUUAGCUGACAAAUUGGAAGCUAGUAAUAAACCGACGAUAUCUGUACAAAAAAGCGCAGAUAUUGUUCCCAAAAACAAUGAAAACACUAUACUUCAGUCUUUUCUGUCAAUAUCGUCGCUAUCUUCAGAGUACGAAUUUACUGAAGCCAAUUUACUGGAAAAGUUUGGUGAUUCUGAUAUUGGUGAGCCACUUCGUUAUGUCAAUGGACAAGACACCUACCAUGUUACCAAUCGACGUCAUACCGUGGGUCCGGGAGAUACUUCUCAUACUCAG
This is a messenger RNA of Ilex paraguariensis (yerba mate), 735 nucleotides long. Lineage: Eukaryota; Viridiplantae; Streptophyta; Magnoliopsida; Aquifoliales; Aquifoliaceae. The record is from the annotation of a GenBank genome assembly.